UCGUGAUUCAAAGUAUAAAGAGAUAGUAUAGGAAGCUGAAUAUGAGCACUGUUCAGGAUCUAUUCUCCCUCGAGGGCCAGACUGCCCUCGUAACAGGCGGUACACGGGGAAUUGGGCAGGCAAUGGCUUUGGCACUUGCUGAAGCAGGUGCAGAUAUUCUUCUUGUUCAGCGUGAUACCUCAAAUCAAACGACCAAAGAAGCCAUCGAGAAGCUCGGCCGGAAAGCCCAGAUCUACACCUGCGACCUAUCCUCCAACGAGUCCGUCUCUCAAUUGACCCCUACGAUCCUCGAAGACGGCCAUCGAAUCCACAUCCUCCUCAAUUGCGGCGGUAUCCAACGGAGGCAUCCCGCCCACCAAUUCCCCGACGACGACUGGCAGUCUGUUCUCCAAGUGAACUUGACAUCGGUAUUUACGCUCAGUCGCGAUGUUGGCGCACAUAUGCUCGCGUCUCCUCCCAUGUCCGAAUCGUCGGAGCGUCGUGGCGCUAUCAUCAACGUCGCGUCUCUGCUAUCCUUCCAGGGAGGCUUCACUGUCCCUGCGUAUGCGGCAUCAAAGGGUGGAGUCGCGCAGCUGACCAAGGCAUUGAGUAACGAGUGGGCAUCAAAGGGCGUCAACGUGAACGCGAUCGCGCCAGGCUAUAUUGCUACGGAGAUGAACACGGCGUUGAUCAAUGAUCAGAACAGGGCCAAGAGUAUCCUCGAAAGAAUACCUGCAGGCAGAUGGGGAAGCCCAGAUGAUUUCAAAGGCGUAAUAGUAUGGCUUGCCAGUCGAGCGAGUAGCUACGUCAGUGGGGAGGUGGUCACAGUUGAUGGAGGCUGGAUGGGACGUUAG
Molecule: messenger RNA, 833 nt
Organism: Periconia digitata
Lineage: Eukaryota; Fungi; Ascomycota; Dothideomycetes; Pleosporales; Periconiaceae
Source: the annotation of a GenBank genome assembly